Messenger RNA from Mugil cephalus (flathead mullet), 1947 nucleotides. It is a transcript of the gene foxd1, whose product is annotated as forkhead box D1. The record is from RefSeq and is a predicted model, not a curated record. Gene Ontology annotation, molecular function: RNA polymerase II cis-regulatory region sequence-specific DNA binding; DNA-binding transcription factor activity, RNA polymerase II-specific. Gene Ontology annotation, biological process: regulation of transcription by RNA polymerase II; anatomical structure morphogenesis; cell differentiation. The coding region runs from base 296 to 1339 and encodes 347 amino acids. Lineage: Eukaryota; Metazoa; Chordata; Actinopteri; Mugiliformes; Mugilidae. The transcript has a single exon.
CCCCUGUGUGAUUCAGGUCUGGCCCUUUUGCAGGUUUCCAGGCUCAGUUCUCAGCCUGGCAUCGACUCGGGCUCUCUCCUCAUAACUGGCGAUUAAAAAAAAACAAAAAAACAACAACAACAACCUGAAAACAUAUGGAAAUAGAGAGAAACCAGGGGGACAUUUCUCACCGGCGGCGACACGUGCUCCUCUCCUCUCCCCCUCCUCAUAUGAGUUUUUGAAGAGGGAGGGCAGGGCAGCUUGUGCAUCAUCGUCUUCCUCAUCUGGCGUCGGAGGGCACAGCCGCGAGUGAGCCAUGACUCUGAGCUCAGAGAUGUCGGAUGCCUCCAUCCUCUCGGAAGAGACCGACAUAGACGUGGUCGGCGAAGGCGAGGAUGGGGACAGCCAGACGCGCUCGUACGUGGACGAGGUGGCGCAGAUGCACGACGGCAUCCUCCUGGCCGGCUCUCCUCCUCCGUGCCUGGACAGCUCCACCUCCUCGAGGGAUGCCUACAAGCCGGCGGGCAAGAACACCCUGGUGAAGCCCCCUUACUCAUACAUCGCCUUAAUCACCAUGGCCAUCCUGCAGAGCCCGAAGAAGAGGCUCACCCUGAGCGAGAUCUGCGACUUCAUCAGCAGCCGCUUCCCUUACUACAGGGAGAAGUUCCCUGCGUGGCAGAACUCCAUCAGGCACAACUUGUCCCUCAACGACUGCUUCGUGAAGAUACCGAGGGAGCCGGGGAACCCCGGGAAGGGCAACUACUGGACCUUGGACCCGGAGUCCGCUGACAUGUUUGACAACGGGAGCUUUCUGAGGAGGAGGAAACGCUUCAAGCGGCAGCAGACGCAGGACUUGCUGCGGGAGCACAACAGUUUUAUCCCCGCCGCCGCCGCGUACGGGUACGGACCGUACGGCUGCGGUGGAUACGGCAUCCAGCUCCAGUCCUACCACACGCACUCGGCGCUUUUCGCGUUCCAGCAGCAGCAGCAGCAACAACAGCAGCAGCAGCAGCACUCCAGGCACUCACACACGGGGACCAUUAUCCCUUCGCCGUCUUUGAUGCCCACCACCACGGACUUAUCCAGGAGUAGGUUUUAUCCCCAGCUCAGCUCCAGCCUGGGCUCAGCCAGCGCACAGGCUGCGUCCCCGGUGCAGAAGUCUAGCUCCCCGGUGCAGCGGUCUCCCUUCUCCAUAGAGAGUAUCAUCGGAGGGUCGCUGAGCCCCUCCAGGACUUCUCCGGCCGUUGUCCCGGUCUUAGCGUCCUCUCUCGGGGCUCCAGCCGUCAGCCACCCAGGAGCUGUCUUACACCCGGUUGAAAACUUCCCGAGCAGAGUGGUCAGCGGCACUAGCGCCUGUUAAAUGUCUUAACUACGAACUUUUCGAGAGACUUUUAUAUAUAAAUAUAUAUAUAUAAAAAAAAGAAACAGCAACAAAAACAAAAAACGCCCCUCUUUGAAGGUAGGAUUAUUUUUGUAUGUUUAUUUGAUAGCACGCAGCUGAAUGAUGGACAUACAAACACACUAUUUGUGCCUAUAUUCAUGCUGUUUAUGAAGAUAUAUUUAUGUUAUUUUGUUCUUUUGUUUGUUUCGGUGUGAAUCAGACUCUUCGAGCACGAACUUUCCUUGUUUGUUCCAUGAAGUGAUUUCGUUUCAGUCACUGUUAAGGGCGUCUCAGGAUUACCACCUAAUGGACAGGUUAUAAAUGAUCACAUGUUUAAAAAAAAUAGGCUAUUAAUGUAUUUGUGUCAAACACAUCCAUGUUUUCUAUUAACAAAUCAGAGUUUUUGAUUUGAACUUUGUAUUAAAAUAAGAAGAGAGAGAGAGAGAGACAGAGAGAGAGAGAGAGCAAAGUCUUACAUUUAUAAUAAUAUGCAGUGUGUGUUUAUUUCAGUAAUAAAACAUUGUACAUUUUUUGGCAAGUUUUGUGUAAUUGAAGUGUGAUAUUUUUACACCGUUUGUUUUUUCAAA